AUGGACGGCCUUGGGCCAUUGGUCCGCAUCGCCUCCUUUUUCACCGCCCCUGCUGCUGUUACUUCAGGUGCCGCUCUGUGUUGCAACAUCGACAUCCGUAAAAGCGCCGGUAAAAGAGUUGGCAGCACCUGUGUUGACGGCGGUGCAUCUGGCUUUGUCACGAAUACCCAAAUUCGUGGCAUUGUGUCCUUCAAGGCAUCAACAAGCUGUGGAGUUGACACUGUCGGCGGCCUCGGCUCCAAUCAUUCAAUCGCACACGCCGGCUUUUGUAAGGCUAGUUACCUAAUCAAGCCAUAUGUAGGAUUGGUCGGUGAUUUUAGAAGCUGUCUCUUACCAAGGAGUGGCAUCAUGUCAACGUGCUAG
Messenger RNA from Colletotrichum truncatum, 363 nucleotides. RefSeq lists its product as uncharacterized. NCBI's taxonomy places the organism in Eukaryota, Fungi, Ascomycota, Sordariomycetes, Glomerellales, Glomerellaceae. The record is from RefSeq and is a predicted model, not a curated record.